Molecule: messenger RNA, 1176 nt
Organism: Cuscuta campestris
Lineage: Eukaryota; Viridiplantae; Streptophyta; Magnoliopsida; Solanales; Convolvulaceae
Source: the annotation of a GenBank genome assembly
AUAGACUCACUCCCAUUUUCAUAAUUUCAUCACGCAUUAAUUUCUUCACCCCGAACGCUUAUAUUCAUUGAUCUGUAAUCGAAUUGCCGGAAAGAAUCGAUCUUUGGGUGUUUUAGUUCGGAUUCAUCGGAGAAUUCUGCUUGGUUUUGGAGAAAAGAUGGCUUCUUUUGAUGAUUUGCCGGCCUUGGAGCCGUGGGGUUCUCGUUUUCCCGAUUCUUGGAUUUCCGACGUGUUUUCCCGCGAGACAGAGACGAUUACCCAGGCGUUGCAGAAAUCCAUGUCCGAUUCGCCGGCGACGGCCGCGGCCGGGUUUCCACCGGGGUUUUUUCCGGACGAGGCGCCGGUCGGGACUCCCGGCAGCGCCUCCGGCGCGACUGCGUCGUGGGGGUCGGAGAACGAGACGGCGGGAUCGGUGCGGCUGGGCGUCAAGGGGAAGGCCAAGAAGCGGAGGUCGCGCGCGUCGAAGGCCGCCACCACCACCACUUACAUCACCGCCGACGCCGCUCAUUUCCGGCAGAUGGUGCAGCAGGUGACCGGAUUCAAGCUCGGAGGACCGGUCAAGGCCGGACCAGUCCUGAAACCGGAGCCCCACCGGCCCACCCACCGUCCACCGCCGACCGGAUUUUUGCCCACGCUGGACACCUCUGCUUUCCUGCUGGACCAGAGCAAGCAGCCGCCGCCGAUGGGGGUGGCCGGUUCCCGUUCUCCCCUUCCGCCUCCGCCUCCGCCUCCGCCGAGAAUGGAGGGAGACGGCAGCUUCGGCUCAGGCUUUGACUUUGACUACUUUUCUGACUUUCCCAUCUUGGAGUCGUGGAAGACCACGCACAAAAUUACUAAUCUACCCCCUCUGUGUUAAGAUUUCCGGGAAGGGCAAAAUGGGAAUCAUAAUCAAGUGCACUGGUUUGUGCAUUUGUGAGAGGUGAGUGAGAAGAAGUGGAGUGGUUAAUUAAUUACCUGAUUAGUAAGUAAGUGCUUUAUUUUUGAAUUUAUUAUUAUGAUAAUAAUCUAAUGUGUUUUUGAAUCAUAUUGCACUUAUUUUAGAACCCAAAUCUGCUUAUCUGAUCAAAUCUUUGUUGUUCUAUUGAUGCCCUAUCUGAUCAAAUCAUUUCUAUAAAAUCUUUUUUACGACGGAAUUGCAUUUGAGUGUAAUUACUGUAAUAAUUCUCUUCAAUAGUU